Molecule: messenger RNA, 873 nt
Organism: Oikopleura dioica
Lineage: Eukaryota; Metazoa; Chordata; Appendicularia; Copelata; Oikopleuridae
Source: the annotation of a GenBank genome assembly
AUGACUCCUUCAGGGCUGAAAUGGAGGGGAUCGGAGCGCCUUUCCAGUCUCUACCGCUCCGCGCUGCAAAAGGCAGCUGAGGUCACUGAGAGACUUUUGAGCAAGACGCCGAAAACGCCUCGUGAUAAACCAGCAGAGUCGAAGACACCUGCUUCUUCCUCUGGAUCUAUGAAAGCGAAAACACCAGCUGGCGGAACCAGCUUCCGAUCGAUUAUUUUUCGCUGGAGAAGCCACCAAUCGGCAUUUACCACAGACAGUGACAGGGGCUUACUUGUCCGGAGUUCGCGAAGAAUUAUCAAGCUAGAAUACAAGAAACUCAACCCUGAUUCGAAAUUCUACGGCGACUCGAUUUUCGAUCAAACUUCUCUUCAUCCCCAGGAAGAAGCGAAAGAGCGAGUCAAUCCACCAAAAACCGCCUUCAAAGAAGAUUUAACGACGAAAAUCCGAGCAAAUUCCGACCAUGCUAUGAAGUAUAGCGAUUUCGGAGAAGCGAUGCUAGAGAAUUUGAUAGUUUCUAUUGGCAGAUUCGCAGGCAACUGCUCGAAAUGUCUAUUUCCGAAGCCUACUGGCUCGUACCACUGCUCCGUCUGUGCCAAAUUCGUCAUUCAGAUGGACCACCACUUGCCCUGGAUCAACAACUGCGUCUGCCAUUUCAACCGGCGCUUCUUCUUGAACUUCUGCCUCUGGACGACGAUCGGCUGCGGCUACUUCUCGCUGGUCGGCUAUCCCUAUCUUCGGCAAAAUAAACCAAGAAGACGACGACAAAAUCAGCAACCGUCAGCGCGCCAAAACGACCGGUCACUUCUCGUCCCGCUUUUGGAUCUUGCGCGAAACCGGCAAAACCAGUUGUUACUUCUUGACCGGCGAGUGUGA